Messenger RNA from Melospiza melodia melodia, 2304 nucleotides. It is a transcript of the gene PML, whose product is annotated as PML nuclear body scaffold. Gene Ontology annotation, biological process: protein monoubiquitination. Gene Ontology annotation, cellular component: PML body. The record is from RefSeq and is a predicted model, not a curated record. NCBI's taxonomy places the organism in Eukaryota, Metazoa, Chordata, Aves, Passeriformes, Passerellidae. Gene Ontology annotation, molecular function: ubiquitin protein ligase activity; zinc ion binding. Bases 142 to 1842 code for a protein of 566 amino acids. The transcript is spliced from 6 exons.
GGGGGUUUUGGGGUCGCUGCCGGGGAGGUUUUGGGGUCGUUCCCGGGGUGUUCCCGCUUUUCCCUCUGUCGGAGCAGGAAGGGGCGGUGGCCGCGGCGGCACCGAAACCGUUUUGCUUUCGUUUCCACCGGCGCUUGGGAAAUGCCAAAUUCCAGGAAGGCCGAGAGCUCGGCGAGGAACCUGCGAGGGGCGGGACAGCAGAACCCCGAGCGGGAAUCACGGGGCCGAGCCCCAGCUUCCUCCAUCCCACGGGAGAACCCCGCAUCUCCGCAGAUGGAGACGGAACCGGAGCCAGAAGCAGAACCGGAGCCUCACCCAGAGCCGGGCCCCGCCGCGCCCGCCUCCCCCCCGUGCCCGGCGGCGGCGGAGGGCGAGGAUGAGGGUGAGGAUGAAGACGAAGAUUUCCAGUUCCUGCGGUGCGAUGGCUGCGGGCAGGACACGGCGCAGCCGCGGCUGCUGCGCUGCCUGCACACGCUGUGCCCGGCCUGCCUGAGCGACACCAAGCAGUGCCCGCGCUGCCAGGCGGCCACGGGCGCUCCGGCCGUGGACAACCUGCUCUUCUGCAACCUGCGGAGCCGCCUGCAGCUCUGGCGGCAGAUCCGCAGCUCGGGCGGGCCCGGCUGCAGCCGCUGCCGCGCCGAGGCGGCGCUGGUGUGGUGCUCGGACUGCGAGGAGUUCUUCUGCGGGCGGUGUCUGGAGGAGCACCAGUGGUGGCACAAGAAGAAGGCGCACCGGGUGCGCAGGGUGGAGGAGCUGCGGGCGGGCUCGGCGCGGCAGUUCCUGGAGGACACGCGCGGCUCCUGCAGCCUCUUCUGCUCCAGCGACAGCCACCCCGAGGAGAGCCGCGUGUGCAGCAUCUACUGUCCGCGCUGCGAGCGGGCUCUGUGCUGUCCGUGCGCGCUGCUGGACACUCGCCACGCUCCCUUCCGCGACCUGCGCGCCGAGAGCCGCCGCCGCCAGGACGAGCUGCGCUCGCUGCGCCGGGACCUGCGGCGCCUCCGCCGCUCCUUCGAGGCGGCGCUGGGGCGGCUGCGGGGCGAGGCGGCGCGGCGGGAGGAGCAGCGGGAGCGGCUGCGGGAGCGCGUCCGCGCCAGCGCCGAGCGCCUGCAGGAGCUGGUGCGCAGCGAGGCCGAGGAGCUGCGGGCGCUGCUGGAGGCGCGGCCGGAGCGCGGCCGGAGCGCGCUGGCGGAGGAGCUGAGCGGGGCCGAGGGAGCGCUGCUGCGGCUGGAGGCGGCCGAGAGGCUGGUGGAGAGGCUGGGGCGCUACGGCGGCGAGCAGGAGCUCAUGGACAUGCAGCCCUUCGUCAAGGCGGCGCUGCUGGAGCUGCGGCGGCUGCGGCCGCCCGAGCCCCCCGAGCUCCGAGAGCCGCCCGACUUCGCCGAGUGCCGGGCGCGGCUGCGGGCGCUGGUGGAGCGCGUCACGGGCCGGCCGGAUGUCCCUGAGGUCGAGGUGGGCCUGGAGAACAACCUGGAUGAGGAUCCAACCCAUCCCAAACCCCGCAGCGUCUCCCCCAGCCUGGAGGAGAUCCACGUGGAGGAGGUGAGGUCCCUCUGUCCCAACCAGCCUCUCCCGCUGCCCUGCUGGAAGCGGCCGCUGCCCAGCAUGGAGAGGGGCAGCCAGGUGUCUCCCAAACUCCUGAAGCUGGAAUGUGACCACGAGCCGGGCCCCAGCCAUCCCAAAUCCCAGUGGGAAUUCCCCAUGGAGCCCGGCCCCUCCACCUCGCGGCACAACUGCGUCCGUGCCGGCGACACAGAGGGCGGCAGCAUCAUCAUCUGCAGCUCUGACGACAGCGACGAGGACACCGUGGUGGUGACGGUGACACCGGAGCCGCCCCCGUGCUGACACCCCACGGGAUCCUCCGGCCUCAUCCCGCAAUUCCCGGCCUCCCAUUCCCGGAUUUCUGCUUGGACUUUCCUCUUCUUGACCAAUCCCAAAUUUAUUCCUGGACUGAGCUCUGGUGUUCCGGAGCGGCCCUAAAUCCCACCUGGAUGUGAUGGGAUCUCUCCUUCAAUGCUUUGAGGUUUCCUGGGAAUGUUGUUUUCCUCUUAAAUCCUGUCUGGAUUGAUCCCAAAAUAAAAUUUGGGAUGGGAGUUGGGAUCUGUGCUGGCGGAUCCCAUUCCCGAGCCCCCCAAAGGUGGGGAGAUGAUCCCAAGGGUGGGAUCCCCUCUGGGAUCCCCCAUCAGCACUUGGAGCUGGGAAUUCCUUGGGAUUGGGAUUGGAUUGGGGUCAGUUUCCUGGUGUAAUGAGGGUUUAAAAUCCCAGUUUUUUUAUGUCUCCCCUCAAUAAAUCUGCUUUGGGAUAAAA